Messenger RNA from Candida dubliniensis CD36, 603 nucleotides. It is a transcript of the gene MET14, whose product is annotated as adenylyl-sulfate kinase. Gene Ontology annotation, biological process: sulfate assimilation. NCBI's taxonomy places the organism in Eukaryota, Fungi, Ascomycota, Pichiomycetes, Serinales, Debaryomycetaceae. Gene Ontology annotation, molecular function: adenylylsulfate kinase activity; ATP binding. The record is from RefSeq and is a predicted model, not a curated record. The transcript has a single exon. The coding region runs from base 1 to 603 and encodes 200 amino acids.
AUGGCAUCUAAUAUCACUUGGCAUCCAAACUUGACUCAUCAAGAACGUGCUGAAUUAAGAAAACAAAAAGGUGUUACUGUAUGGUUGACUGGUUUAUCAGCCAGCGGUAAAUCAACUAUUGCUUGUGCAUUAGAACAAUCAAUUUUAGCUAGAGGAUUGAAUUCAUAUAGAUUAGACGGUGAUAAUAUUAGAUUUGGAUUGAAUAAAGAUUUAGGCUUUAGUGAAGCUGAUAGAAAUGAAAAUAUUAGAAGAAUUUCUGAAGUUGCCAAAUUAUUCAGUGAUUCAUGUUGUAUCACUGUUACUUCAUUUAUCAGUCCUUAUAGAGCUGAUAGAAGAUUAGCUAGGGAGUUGCAUGAAAAAGACAAUUUACCAUUUGUUGAAGUAUACGUUGAUGUUCCAUUGGAAGUUGCUGAACAAAGGGAUCCAAAGGGAUUAUAUAAAAAGGCAAGAGAAGGUAUCAUUAAAGAAUUCACUGGUAUUAGUGCUCCAUAUGAAGCUCCAGAAAAGGCAGAGAUACACGUUAAGAAUCAUUCAGGGCUUUCUGUUGAACAAGCUGCUGAACAAAUUAUAGAUUAUCUUUUAGAAAAAGGUUACAUAAAUUAA